AUGGGCGAGCAUAAUCUUCUUAAUCCCGGGUUUGUGGGACCUUUGGUAAACAUCCACACGGGAGACACAUUUUACCUCCCCAAUUUUAGAGCGUCCGGGGGACAACUGGCGGGUCUACACACUCUCUCCUACCCAAGAAGGGACAACGUAUGCUCCCACCCUUGGACCCCAUCAGAGCAGUGCAAUGGAUAUUCCCAAACUUAUUUUAGCAGUUCCAUGUCCAUUAACCCCUCUUUCAAUCGUGCAUGCGAUAUCACUAGGCAAGAUGAAGGCAAAUGUUUUUAUAGCAACGGUAGCUCCAACAGGGAAACCUGUGUUGAAACCGCAACCCUCAAACGUGAAGAAAGGGCGAGAGGAGAGUCAUCUUCUACCAUAAUGACGGAACAUGGAUUGCACAACGGAAUUGGCAACGACAGUACAUUUUCCAAGUACGACUAUGGCACGGAGCAGUUGACCCAAGAUCCACCAUCCUGUCAAUCCUUAGAAUCUGACUCCAGUUCAUCGCUGCUAAAUGAAAGUAGCAAAGCUUCUGCAGGUAUGGCUCAGGCUUUGACAUCCCCUGCCAAUCACGCACCAAGCACAGCAGCGGGUGGAGGCGCCCCGUGGUACCCGUUACACACCCGGACCCGAAAGAAACGUAAACCUUACUCCAAACUCCAGUUGGCAGAGCUGGAAGGCGAGUUCAUUCUCAAGGAGUUUAUCACCAGACAGCGUCGGAGGGAGCUUUCUGACCGCCUAAACCUCAGCGACCAACAGGUUAAGAUAUGGUUUCAGAAUAGGCGGAUGAAGAAAAAAAGGUUGAUGCUUAGAGAGCAGGCCUUGUCCUUCUUCUAAAAGAGCUUUUCAGACGGAAUAUAGAGCGUCACUAUUUUAAAUAGCAUUUGGAAAGCAUACCAUGCUGAGUGUCACGUUUGAGGUCCUUAACAAGGAUGUUCUUUUCUAAAACAACACGACCUCAUCUGAAUUGUCGGAAACAAAUCAAGGGACCAAAUAAUGUUAGUCUAACCUUGAAUCACAUUUAACGUGGCGGGGCAAGUGUCAAUAAUGGUCAACACAGUGGCAAAUGACAUCAUUUGAAAAACAUGUAAUUAUGGACAUUAUUUGUAAUCAUUUAUUUGUAUAUAUUUUCUCAUAAUAUUAACAAUGAAAAAAUAACGUAGGCUACUCAGUUCGCUACGGGAAUGUCGUUCUCAGUGGUCAAUGAUUGAAACGCAUUGAAAUCAAAGUAGCACAUAUGCUGAUGCGCAGUUUAAAAUUGGAUUUCAGAUCACUGUUUAACAAUUCCUUUAACAAUAAUAGCUGUGUUUUGCAAAAAAUAAUAAUAAUAACAAAAAGCUACUGAUUAUAAUUAACUAAGACUAUCUGCGACAGUUAUUAACAUGGAUGUACGUAAUAGUUCACAUGUACAUUUCACCUUGGCUAUUACAUUGAAAAUGCUAUGGUCCCAAAAUCGAACUGAAGUACUUGAACCCGUGCUGUAGGCGAAGGGUGACAGUGGAUUAAUCUAUAACUAUAUCUAUUCUAUCGCAGAAGUUAAUAAGACAGCUUUGGGUAUAUGCAGUUAAAAACCUUAGUAAUUUCUGUGCAAUCAAUCAGUCAAUCACGUGCUCUAGGAGAGGUGCCUGGCCACGGUCAAGGACAACAACUGGCGCCCAGACAACUACGGCGGCCAGACCCAUUAGACCUGCAUUCUAGAUCUGUUUUGAUUUCGCCUCGAUAUUGUGUUUUGAUAUUGCUGCUAAAUUAACACUUUGAUUUGUCAAAAUCGUUUGUGUGGUACUACAUUUAUAAUUCCACCCAAACACACACACACCCUUUCUAAGUUUCCAGUACGAUAAACUAUUUGAGGAUGUUUUGGGGAGGGGUAGGCAAAGGACCAUGCUUUUAUUUCUCUGCGGAAUGUAACUAAUAGCCCCAACCACAUUAUGACAAUUGAAAUGGAAUGUUUUUACAGCAACAAUCAUUUGCCUAGUCUAAUAUAUUUCUUCGCGAAUGCUCGAACACAUCAUUCCCUCUUUAGACUUGAAUUUCCUUUCGCUGUGAGCAGUUGUCAGGGAAUUGGGAUACAUGUCCAAGCUACCAGGGCACGAAUGAGAGCAGGUCUACUUUUGAGAAAGGCAAAAAAAGUGCGCCAAGAUGUAAUUCCAAAUACAUUUUAAGUGGAAUUCACACCAAAUACUAAAUAUAACGUUCUAUGCAUUGACUAUUGCUUGUUGUAUGUUAUAUAAUUUAUAUUAACAUUUUAACCAUUGACAUAAUUAAGGCUUUAAGUAGAAUCUAAUGUUAUAAAAAGUAACCUAGAACUUAUAGCGGAAUUGUUGUCCGCAUGAUUUUGUUUGUAAAAAUGUUGGGUAGCCUACAUUCCUCUCGGAAUUAUUUUCAUUAAGAUAUGUAUGUGAUAGAUUCAGUUUCCCAAAAGCAUAAUUAAGGCUAAUUUUAUUGAUAACUAUAGACCUAUAACGCUUCUGUGAAACCCGUCUCUGAAUGGUUUGUUUUGCUCGUUUUCCUUCUCUCUCUCUCUCUCUCUCUCUCUCUCUCUCUCUCUCUCUCUCUCUCUCUCUCUCUGUCUGUCUGUCUAUCUGACAGUCUAUCGCUCUCUCUAUCUCUUCUCUCUCUACAGUGUUGUUCGUUAUGUUACGUUGCGUAAAGGCACAUGUUAUAUUGUUAAAAAUGAAUGUUUUUCGAUAGCUGCAUUUUAGAGUGACCAGUGAGAUUAAUUUGUGUUGUGUCGUUGUUAUGCAUUCUUAUGUAAUGUGUGUGUUCGGUGUAUAACACAUUGGCAACGUUCAGCCAUGUCCGAAACCAAUAUGAAUAACAUGAAUGUGUAUG
Molecule: messenger RNA, 2829 nt
Organism: Esox lucius (northern pike)
Lineage: Eukaryota; Metazoa; Chordata; Actinopteri; Esociformes; Esocidae
Product: homeobox protein Hox-C12a
Exons: 2
Coding region: 1-834 (277 amino acids)
Biological process (GO): regulation of DNA-templated transcription
Molecular function (GO): DNA-binding transcription factor activity, RNA polymerase II-specific; sequence-specific double-stranded DNA binding
Source: RefSeq, a predicted model, not a curated record